Messenger RNA from Coccidioides posadasii C735 delta SOWgp, 882 nucleotides. NCBI's taxonomy places the organism in Eukaryota, Fungi, Ascomycota, Eurotiomycetes, Onygenales, Onygenaceae. The record is from RefSeq and is a predicted model, not a curated record.
CGCUCUGCUAGUUAACUAACUAACACACAGCUCCUAACUAUUCCUAGACUCCUUCUGACAUUGCUCCCAUUAAUGACUAGUUAUCUGCUCGAUCUAGCCGUGUCAGAUCCGUGCCCCCAAUUCCGCACUGACAAUCUUCCCUGCAUCCUUACCCCGCCGAGUUCGCUCCCUCGACAGGACUCCCACUUCACUUCACUCCUGGGAUAAACUCGCAUUUACGCUCUCAACCCCCGGCUUUCGAGUGACAAGUUACUCACAAACUUAUCCUAUCGUCAUCAGAACCCCGCAAGCGUCUAGCUUACCCAUUGGAGUUUCGGCAAGAUGAGUAGUCCAAAGCGGAGAAUUGAGACAGAUGUAUGCCCCGCGUUGAUGAGUGACUAUGAGGUGACGCUCGUCAAUGACAAUAGUAAGCAGGAAUUCUACGUCCGCUUUAAAGGUCCGGAAGAGACACCGUUUGCCGGUGGCCUCUGGAAAGUACAUGUGGAGCUCCCGGACCAGUACCCUUACAAGAGCCCGAGCAUCGGCUUCGUGAACCGUAUCUACCACCCGAAUAUCGAUGAACUGUCCGGAUCUGUUUGCCUGGACGUCAUCAAUCAAACAUGGUCGCCGAUGUAUGACAUGAUCAACAUAUUCGAGGUCUUCCUCCCACAAUUAUUGCGUUAUCCAAACCCGUCCGAUCCGCUCAACGGAGACGCUGCGGCCGUCUUAUUGCGGGACCCCAGCAAAUAUGAGGCUAAAGUCAGAGAAUAUGUGGCAAAGUACGCAAGUAAAGAUGCCGCUGACGAUGCAGGCGAGGAUACUGGUGAGGAGGACGAAAUGAGCUCAGUCGGAAGCUACGAGUCUGGCGGCGAAGAACCAGCCGGCGAGAUGGACGACGUGUGA